This is a messenger RNA of Ctenocephalides felis (cat flea), 3622 nucleotides long. Its product is annotated as nucleolar protein 6-like. The transcript has 12 exons. Gene Ontology annotation, biological process: rRNA processing; tRNA export from nucleus. The coding region runs from base 89 to 3583 and encodes 1164 amino acids. The record is from RefSeq and is a predicted model, not a curated record. NCBI's taxonomy places the organism in Eukaryota, Metazoa, Arthropoda, Insecta, Siphonaptera, Pulicidae. Gene Ontology annotation, cellular component: UTP-C complex; CURI complex; small-subunit processome.
UAUUAGUAAUAUUCAUAUGUGUGCUUGUGUAAUUUUACAGUAUUAAUUAUAUUAUUUUGUUUCUUGUUAAAUCUUAAGAACAAUAAACAUGACAUUGCUUAACAAAAGAAAACAUGAAGAAAAUUUUAUUGACUCAGAAGAUGACUCCCAAGGUUCUGAAAUCGAUUCACAAGAUGAAGAACAAACGGAAGUUGGAAAAUUUGUUUUGGCCAAACCAGAAUCUACUGAUGCUCCAAAAGCUAAGAAACCUAAAAAUGAUUUAUACAAACAACCCACCGUAGAAGAAUUAAAUCAAUUAAGAGAAACUGAAAAUCUUUUUAACUCAAAUUUAUUUAGAUUGCAAAUCGAAGAAAUGUUAAGCGAGGUUAAAUUAAAAUCAAAAUAUGUAAAAUUAUUCACUACUUGGUAUGAAGAAUUUGCUAGUGUUAUUGGUAGUCUCAAGGAUAAAAAAAAUGAAUAUGAAAUAUCAGAUCUUAUUUGGUUAGAAUCUAUGAAUGUUAAAUUUCCAAUAAGUGUGGAUUCAAGAGAAUCAAAAGGCGUAUUUAAAUUUUAUAAACCAGCAUCUGUGAAUAUUGUCGGAUCUUAUAAUUUAAAUGUGACAUUAGGCAGUAUAGUUAAUAUUGACAUCAGUGUAGAAAUGCCUAAGAAAAUGUUUCAAAAGAUGGAUUAUCUGAAUCAAAGAUAUCAUAAAAAGCGUGCUAUGUAUCUAUGCCAUAUUGCUAACAAACUGCAAAAAUCUAAAAUUAUUGAAAAGCUUGAAUUCUUCCACAAAGGUGAUAUUUUAAAACCUUUGCUUAAAGUUACACCAUUAGGUAAUUUAAGCAAGCACAUUUCAAUUAUUGUCCAUUCGACAUGCGAAGAAGAUAGUUUUAAAUUGAACAGAUUUAAUCCUAGUAAAAGCAAUGUUAGAAAAAAUUGGUUUACUGGAGAUGGAUCAGAGGAUUCAGAAGCUGGGGAAGCAACUCCGAGAUAUAAUUUUUCGGUAUUGCAAGAUUUAGCAAGGAGUGAAAAUGAAGCCUUGAGAUUAAGUGUUUUUGAUAAGAAUCAAAAUUUAAAAGAUGGUUUAAUUUUGUUGAAUAUUUGGCUUAAGCAGAGACAGUUCGAUGCAAGUUGCAGAGGUUUUACGGGGUAUAUAAUGUCUAUGUAUAUGGUAUAUCUAGUGAAACAAAGGAAGUUAAAUAAUGCAAUGAGCAGUUACCAAAUUAUAAGAAAUGUUUGGAACAGUUUAGCAAACAGUAUGUUGCAUGAGCAUGGGAUAUCUCUAUAUUCGGGAGAAUUAAAAGAAAAUCAGCCUUCACUUCUUGAGUUUGAUUCAAAUUAUGAUGUAGUUUUUGUUGAUGGAACAGGACAUAUGAAUAUAUGCUCACAAUUGUUACUAGAUGUGUACUUGAGGGUGAAAUCGGAAAGUGAAAAAGCUGUUAAAUUGUUGGAUAAUGCUAAUAUAAAUGGAUUUCAAGCAUUAUUCAUGAAUUCUAUGCCAUUUUAUAGACAGUGUGAUCAUAUUGUACAGAUAAACAGAAAAGCUCUGAAAUCAUUAAUAAGCAAGCACGCCAGUGAAAAAUCUAAAUUGGAUCUUGUAGAUGAUUCAUAUACAUUAGGACUUGGUGUUAUUAUGGACAUUCUAAGAAAGGGUCUAGGAAAUAGAGUAACCGCUAUAAUUCCUAAAUUAGAAGCACAGCAAAUCUGGGAUGUCAAUGCGGACUGUAAAAAAAUUAAGAACAAUGUUUGUAUAGGUUUUAUUUUAAACCCUGAAGAGGCCUUAAAUGUUUUACAUAAGGGACCUGGAGCAAAUUUACCAGAAGCUGAAGAGUUCAGAAAAUUUUGGGGUUCAAAAUCAGAAUUGAGAAGAUUUCAAGAUGGUUCAAUUUCAGAAGCAUGUGUUUGGGGUAAAUCAACCGAUACCAUGUCUGCAAGGAGAAAUAUCACACGAGAUAUUGUUUUAUAUUUAUUACAAAAUAAUUUAUCCAUACAAGCAGAGCACAUAAAAUAUAUUUCAAAUCAAAUUGAAAGUAUUUUAAAAUUGCUGUCUGUGAAACCACAAAGUUUUGAAUAUGGAACAGGAGAAGAAGCUACAAUGAAGGUUAUCCAAGCUUUUGAUUCUUUGUCAAAAGAUUUAAGAAAUUUAAAAGAUCUGGCGUUAGAAAUUACAGCAUUGCAAGGAAUAUCUUCUGUUUUUAGAUUCACAAAUUGCUUUCCAGCAUUAGGUCUUCAUCAUAAAUCUGGAUCUAAUAAACUGACCAAACAAGAUGAAAAUUUACCCAAUAUAUUAUUACAAGAUACCAACCCAUGUCCUAACAUGUGCCCAAUCUAUACUCCUGCAAAUGAAGCAGUAUUACAAUUAGGUCUGAGCGGUAAAUGGCCAGAAAAUUUGCAGGCGCUCCGAAGAUUGAAAGCUGCAUUUUACAUUCAAAUUGCCAAUGGUCUUACCAAAACUUGCCAGAUAUCAGCAAGUGCUAAUCCUUUAUAUUUAGAUGUAUUUAAAGAUGGUUUUGUAUUCAGAUUGAGAGUGGUUCAUCAGAAGGAAAUUGGUUUGAUGAAACAACAAAUUGGAAUAGAUGGGGUUGUAAAGUAUAGGGAUACUGAAGAAAGUUUGUGGAUGGAAAGGGAAUUAGUGAUGAUGCCAAAGUUGACAAGUGCCCUGCUAGGUUUACAUCAUCAACAUUCGGCAUAUGGACCUGCAGUGUGCUUGGCAAAACGAUGGCUAUCCUCACAACUUCUGGACGACUCUCAUAUUUCUGAGAAAAUAAUUGAAUUAUUGAUGGCCGGUCUAUUUUUGAAUCCAGAACCAUAUGAUGUUCCAGUCCAACCUCAAAUUGCUUUUAUUAGAUUUUUAAAUCUAAUUGCAUAUACUGAUUGGACUACUACACCUUUAAUUAUCAAUUUUAAUUUUGAAAUGACAAAGGAACAACUAUUAGAAACAGAAACAAACUUUACAGUAAAUCGAUCAACUCUACCUCCACUUUAUAUAGUGACUCCCUAUGACACAAAUAAGUCUACCUGGACAAAAAUAUCUCCAAGCAUUCAGGUUCUUGUAAGAAUAGCCCUAUUAGGAAGACAGUCACUAGAAGUUAUUGAAAAUAUAUAUAAUACAGAGACUAGUUUAGAUUUUAAGGUAAUGUUCACACCAUCUAUAGAGGGAUAUGAUUUAAUAAUCAAUUUAAAAGUAUUGCAAUUACCUAGACGAUUCUAUUCAUUGAAAAACUACACAUUUGAAAAUAAAGAAAAUGAGGAACAACUUCAAAAGGAGCUUAUGGAAUAUGUGAAAACAGAUAAGGAGAAAAUUCCAAUCACUAAUUAUGAUCCAGUACAAUUCUAUUUGAAGGAAUUAAGGGAAAGUUAUGAUGAAUUUGCCUUAUUUUUCCACGACACUUAUGGAGGCGAUUUUAUAGCUGUUUUAUGGAAACCACAAGCUUUUGAGAAAAAAGAAUUUAAGGUAUCCCAUCUUAAUGGCAGAAAAGUCGUAACAGUUGACGGAAAACCAAUGCUAGUGUCUAAUCUAGGCGCAAUUAUCGAAGAUUUCUACAUAUUGGGCCAGGGAUUAGUGAAGAGUAUCGAGAACCUAACAAAUAAAGAAUCAGAAUAAAUAGUUGUAUUAGAGUAUAUUUAUUUUUUAUUAAAUUUA